AUGGAAAUAGAUAUCAAAAAUUUAAAUACUGCCAGUGAAUUCUGCCCCUAGUGCGGUAACAUGAUAGAAAUGCCUCUUUAUUCUGAUAAAGUAGAAUGUUCAAAGUGUGAAUUCUUAUGUUCAGUCCUAGAAUAUAAGUGCGCUCCUAUUGUUUCUAGAAUUGAAUUUAACUAGAAAAAGUAAUGGCUUGAGUAAUAUAGAGCCUCAUAAAACAAAAAAAUACAUGGUAUAGAAGAAGAAGAUUUGGAAGACAAGCACAAACACAAAAAGGCAACUUUAAAGCAAGAAUGUCCUGAUUGCGGUCAUGAUACUCUUUACUUCUGGACAGUAUAAACUCGUUCUGCUGAUGAAGGUUCAACAGUUUUCUACGAAUGCUAAGAUUGCAAGUUUAAGUUCACUGCAAACAACUGA
Molecule: messenger RNA, 411 nt
Organism: Tetrahymena thermophila SB210
Lineage: Eukaryota; Ciliophora; Oligohymenophorea; Hymenostomatida; Tetrahymenidae
Product: DNA-directed RNA polymerase subunit
Exons: 1
Biological process (GO): DNA-templated transcription; termination of RNA polymerase I transcription
Cellular component (GO): RNA polymerase I complex
Molecular function (GO): zinc ion binding; nucleic acid binding; DNA-directed RNA polymerase activity
Source: RefSeq, a predicted model, not a curated record